Messenger RNA from Drosophila subpulchrella, 519 nucleotides. Its product is annotated as cuticle collagen 3A3. NCBI's taxonomy places the organism in Eukaryota, Metazoa, Arthropoda, Insecta, Diptera, Drosophilidae. The record is from RefSeq and is a predicted model, not a curated record.
AUGAGGCUGCUGACGGUUCUGCUGUUAUCAGCCAUUUCAACUUUCUGCGAGGGAUCGUGGACGUUGAGCUCAGUUCAGCCGGUUAAAACUGAGACCCGUCCAAAGGCGAAAAAGCCUGUUUAUGACCUGUACUAUUACAGUCCCGAAACGUUAGGCUCCUCCUUUUACUAUGGAUCUCAGACGAAUUGUCAGUGCCGCCCAGGGCCUCCCGGCCCACCUGGUCCACCUGGAACUCCUGGCUUGCCAGGUGAGCAAGGACCGCCCGGUGAAAAAGGCGACCGUGGGGAUCGUGGAGAAAGUGGAGAGCGAGGAAGAACGGGCAGACCGGGCUAUACUGGAUUUCCGGGACCCAUUGGACCACCAGGUUCCCCAGGAAAGUCUCCAUCACAUCGGCAUAAGCAAGGUCCGACAAUCAUUUAUUUACCAGCAAUUACAGACGACAAGCCACCUAAAAAAGAAACCACAAAGGGAGCAAUGGAAAUACACCAUCGAAACCCGAUAACAGAAAGAUUGUUUUAA